Messenger RNA from Cyprinodon variegatus (sheepshead minnow), 5014 nucleotides. Its product is annotated as prolactin-releasing peptide receptor-like. Bases 130 to 1227 code for a protein of 365 amino acids. Gene Ontology annotation, molecular function: neuropeptide binding; neuropeptide Y receptor activity. Lineage: Eukaryota; Metazoa; Chordata; Actinopteri; Cyprinodontiformes; Cyprinodontidae. The record is from RefSeq and is a predicted model, not a curated record. Gene Ontology annotation, biological process: G protein-coupled receptor signaling pathway. Gene Ontology annotation, cellular component: neuron projection; plasma membrane. The transcript has 3 exons.
CCUUCUUAUUCUCCAUUUAAAACAGCAGCAGCGUCUGCUCCCUCACUAAGAAAAAGCACACAGUCAAGGUCUUCUGGUAACACUUCUCCCUCAUGUCCUAACAGAGAAGCAUCAGGCCAGGAAACACGUAUGGACGGCUCUGCCUCUAUGGAGGCUAACUACAGUAGUCCAAUUGGGAGCACGCAGCCUUCCCUACCUGCGGAAGAAGAGGGACAUAUUUAUGAGGUGGCAGUGCAGAGCAAUUCCAGCAACCACAGCUACCAGUUUGCAGAUGUGGCUCUGCUACAGACGUUCAAGCCUCUCAUCAUCCCUUGUUACGUGCUUGUGGUGCUCGUGGGCGUCAUAGGGAACUACCUGCUCCUUUAUGUCAUCUGCCGAACACGCAAAAUGCACAAUGUCACCAACUUCUUCAUUGGGAACCUGGCGUUCUCAGACAUGCUCAUGUGUGUGACAUGUGUCCCCUUCACUCUGGCCUAUGCCUUCAAUCCACACGGUUGGGUUUUUGGCCGCUCUAUGUGCUACUUGGUGUUCCUAAUUCAACCAGUCACAGUGUACGUUUCCGUCUUCACGCUCACAGCUAUUGCUGUGGACAGAUAUUAUGCCACAGUUCACCCUCUGAAGAAGAGGACUACUGUGGCCACCUGCGCCUAUGUCCUCACUGGAAUUUGGUUGCUUUCCUGUGGCCUCGUGGCUCCGGCUGUAACUCACACCUACCAUGUUGAGUUCAAAGAGGAAGGCUUCACUAUCUGUGAAGAGUUCUGGUUUGGCCAGGAGAAGGAAAGACGGGCCUAUGCCUACAGCACAUUGCUGAUCACAUACGUCCUCCCCCUUUCGGCCGUCUUUGUCUCCUACCUCUGUAUCACAGUCAAGCUGAAGAAGUGUGUUGCCCCUGGAAACAGGUCACAAGACCAGGUGGAUGUUCACCAAGCCCGAAAGAGGAAGAUAUUUCGCCUUGUUGCUCUCCUCGUGUCUGCCUUUGCAAUUUGCUGGCUUCCCAUCCAUGUCUUCAACGUACUGAGGGACAUUGACAUUCACCUGAUAAACAAGCAAUACUUUUUACUCAUUCAGCUGCUGUGCCAUCUCUGCGCCAUGAGCUCCUCCUGCUGCAACCCAUUCCUCUACGCAUGGCUACACGAUCGCUUCCGCACAGAGCUGCGGAAGAUGCUGAAGUGCAAUCAUCGCAUUGGAGUCCCAUCCAGCCACUGUGCUGCUGGUGGGGUUUUAUAACCUGCUUGUUUUAUUUUUCAUUGUUUGUGCAGAUAAGAUCUUGGGCAGAACAUCUAUCAUUAUAAAGUAUAAGUGCAACUCAGCCAUCAGUUGUGCUUGGUGAAAACACCAUCCAGGCCCUACUAUUUUUAGUUUGCAGUCUGGCAAAACUGAAGUGCAUAUUUCAGCUUCAUAUACCUCUUUUUCAUCAGAACAAAUGCUGCUUACUAGGAACGUCUUGAGAUAACAUUUUCAAUAUGAUACAGAUAUUGCAGCUUUGAGAAUUGCUUAAUCCUGAUAUUACCCUGAUAUGAUUUUAGCACAAAUCCUACCAGCUUUUAAGACAUUACAUCAUAAAGAAUCAAAAGGUGGAGUACCACCAAUCUUUAUUUUUUAACCCAGCAAAAAUAAAUAACGGUUUAAAAGUUCCACAUAGGCUGCCAUAGUGUUUAUCUAAUGUUUUUAUAUAAACUAAAAAAAAACUGCAUUCUGUGCUUUAUGAUUUAGUAUCUUACUUAUUGGAUGAGAGACGUAAAAAUACUAAUUGUGCUGCCGGGACCCUUAUGACACCAAACCUUUUGAACACCAGGUGGUACCUAUUAAACAUCUGCUAGCACAUCACUACUGGAGAAGAGAGUAAUGGUAUUGAAAUCUCAAUCUCAAAAAUGUUAGCUCAUAUUUUGAAGAUGUAAAUAGUGGUUUGUCCUAUGACAAGGAUGUCUAGAAAAACAUUGACCACAAGCUUUUACACUUAAUAAACUAGAAGUGUGCUAGUUUGAAAGUCCAAAAGUUUUUUCAAGAGAGUCUGUUCUGCAGACCUGCCCUGUCAGGACCCUUUGUUGAAGACCUGCAAAAUGGGAUCUCCUGCACUGUCAGGACCUGGGAUUUAUUCCAGAAGUGUUAUCCGAAGCCUUCGGGAAUAAUGUGUUUGCUGCUGGUGUUCUUUCAGAUCAGCAUACCCCGUCAGACCAGCAUACCUAUAGUCAUAACGCAUGCGCAAGACAUCAGAUUUGAGUUUAUCCCUUUAUUUUUGUACAACAAAAAUAGACUUUAAUCUACCUCGAAGUGUAUCCCUUUUGUCAUGUACAAAUAAAAACAAUGGUCAGAUUGCCAUACACUUAAAAAAAACACCAAAAAGUAAGUAAUUAAAUAGUUUUUUGUACAUGACUAAAGGGAUACACGCCAGUUGAGGUGGUUUAAAGUGUAUAUUUCAUACAAAAAUAGAGUUAAAUUAAAGGGAUAAACUAAAGGGAUAAACAGAGAUAAUUCAGUUUCUUAAGCCCUCUGCUCCAGGUUGUUGUUAUUUAGGAAACAAUAUAAAGACAAGUUUAUUAGAUUUCCCAGGAGAGAUGUAAGAGCAAUUAUCAAACACCAGUAAAACAGUUCUGAUUUUUAUAGUUGGAGAUCAUUGCUUUCAAAUCAAUCCACACAAAAUUAUGAUAUAACAGCAACAUACGUUUUGACCUGCACCGGCUGUAAACAAAUUCACCUAUCUCCAGAAUACUACUGCUUGCUGUUCGUUAUACGAUGCCAUCAGUCCACACAGUAUCUGGUUUGUCCAGUAUCCACCUGCUUCUAAAAGCCCUCAAUGUCUCAGAAAAAUAAAAAAAAAGGAUUGUUUUGAAAUACAGUGGAAAAGCAGAAUGUCAUUUAUUGUUUUCAACUCAGGGGACCCCAAAACUCUUUGAAUUCAAUCAUUCACACACGUUCACACACUGCUGGUGGCAAAGUACAUUAUAGUCACAUUUGCCUUGAGGCACCCUGACAGAAGUGUUGAACUGCAGCGCCUUCUGACCACCAAAUUGACAGAGCAGGAAGAGCCUGCAUCCUAUCCCACUGUCGCCCCACUUUAUGACCCUACCUUUGAGAUCUAUAGGCUUUCUAGCAACAAAACAGUUUAAUGAACGUUGAAAUGAUGAAAGUUUCCCUUUAAAACAUAAUUUCAGAAUGAAUUAAUUUUGUAGCUGAUGAGGAUGGGAUUGAUUUAUUGAUCAAAUAAAACGCUUUAAUUUCAGAAUGACCAUGUUUUACACUAAAUUAAACAAUUUAUGUAUAAAAUAGAAGAUUUUAGUGUUUGGAUGUAAUGCUUUGGGAGGUCACAGUUUGCAGAUUAACUUGAAUGAUCUAACUGUUAUGUUUUAGAAUAUUGUUCCCUGUAAGGUGAUGAGGUUAGUUAGCUCCAAGCUUUCAUCGCUUCCAUCCUUCAGUUCUCCAAUACUUUUACUAUUGUUUGCAGGAACUAUUCGGAAAACAUAAGAUGUGCUGAAUAUAACUUCUGAAUCAGAGGGUCCUGAUCAUUGACUAAGCAAGACUGAGGCUGAGGAAAAUGCUGUGUAUGUGGAAAGGAAAUGAAAGGAAAAUGAAACUAUCAGUUUAGAAAUGAUCACAACAUGUAACCGAUUUUAUUAGAUUUUUUUUCCAGCGAGGAUCUUACGUCAGUUCAAAAUACGUCCUUCAUGUCCUCCUUGAACCAUUGUGAGCUUCAAAUAAUAAAGCUUUCAUUUCCUUCAUGCUAGUAGCAGAUGAAUGUACAAUGACAACGAAGUCAUCAACUUGUUUUUGAAAUAGAUUGCUUGAAAUGUCCUGUAUAUAAGAACAAAAAACAGUCGCCAUGAUCGUGCUGUACUGUGAAUGCAAUGUUGCUUAUAGUAUGACUACAUAAAAAGUAUUUAUCAGAGACAGAGACUGAUUAGCUGCCAGGUUGGCCUUAUUGUCAUGUGUUCUUACUGAUUUCCUUGCAACUAUUUUAUCAUGUUCCUGACAUUCUUCUAUACUUAUCUGUGCCAGUGAUGAUUGGUUCUUACAUACAGAAAAGAAGAUAAUCAUAAUACAUUUAUUUUUCUCUGUAAAAUUAUGUUUGAAAAGGCAAAUGCCCUAAAAUACCCCAUUGAUGUUGAAUACAAAGCACAAAUUACACAUACAAACUAACCCAAAUUGGUCCAAAAUUUGAAUCUAAUCAAAUAUAAUAAAAGAAGGAAUAAUUAGCUGCAACUUAAUGAAAAUGGAUGCAAAAAGACAUAACAAACUAAGAAACAAGCUAGAUUCUGGCAUCAUCUUUUACAAAAAAAAAUAAAUGAGUUCCUGUUUGUUUAGUUCUGAUUUCUAGAAAGGAUUUAAUGAUAAGAAAAAGCUAACGCCUUACUUGAGACGUUUGAAACGUUUGAGAACAUACUGAUGGAAAUGGAUAGAGGUUUAAAACCGUCUGAAUAUUCCAGUAAGUACUGCUAUAAUCCUGAUUUGUAACGAUCAUAAUUUCACCAUAAACCAGGCAUGACUGAGUGCUCUUUGCAAGAUUUUUUGAGAAAAGAGACAAAGUACCUCAGAGGAGUUUUCCUAGAACUGAGGAUCACCAACUAAGUGCUUUCAGAGAGAUCUGUGAAUACAGGAAAACAGUAAGUAGCACUCAACCUUAUUGGUGUCAGAGCAAAUUCACAGCAGAAAACAUUAUACUUGAACAAUAUAGUUGGGUCUGAAUCCAUCAGUGCAAAAAAACCCUGUUGAGAGAAAAAAUGUCACUCAAAUCCCCAAAACACCAUUUCAACAGUGAAAUUAAGAGGUGGAAACAUCAUGGCAGGUGGUUUUUAUCACCAUAAGCUACUGGCAGACUUCAUGUAGCAAAAAAAAGGAUUACUAGAAACAAAAGAGUUCAGAAAUGGAAAUCACUUCAAAGACAAUAAAGCAGGUAAUAAAAAAAGCCAGUUAUCUAGAAUGACCUGAAAUCUUUAGGAAGACAAAUUUGUGUGAAAGAAUGGGUCAACAUCCCACCUGCACAAAGCAUGGUGGUAGUUUCUCAACACAGGAGAGAUCA